AUGACAACCAAAUUAACACCUGAUCAACUUGCAAGACAAAGGAGGAAGAUAGAAAAGGAUAAAAGAAAGAAAGUAUAUGAUGAUCAACAAGUUCAAGGUACUAAUAAUUCAUCUAUUGUUUCUAAAAGAAGUGUAGAAAAAUUAUAUUCAUUAUCAUUACAACCUGAACUUGGAGAAUUUUUCAAAUAUUUUGUACCUAAAGGUAAAAGAAGAUCACCAGCUAUAAAUAGAGGCUAUUGGAUUAGAAUGGAAUCAAUUAGACAAAUGGUUAUUAGAAUUAUUGAACAAAAUAUUGAUAAAUCUGUGAAUAUAAUUAAUUUAGGUUGUGGAUUUGAUCCAUUAGCAUUUCAAUUAUUAAAUAUUUAUAAUCAAACUAAUAAAAACUUGAAUUUUAUUGAUAUUGAUUAUCCUGAUUUGAUCAAGAAUAAAUAUGAUAUGAUUCAAAAAUCAGAAGAAAUUAAACAACUUAUAGGUGAACAAAAUCCAAUAGAAUUAGAUUGUUUGAUUAAUACCAAUAAUUAUAAACUUGUUGGAUGUGAUUUGAAACAUACUGAUAAAUAUGAAGAAAUUUUACAAAGAUUAAUAACAAAUAAAGAAGAUAUUAAUAUAUUUAUUGCUGAAGUUUCUUUAGCUUAUAUGAAACCUGUUUAUGCUAAUUCAAUUAUUGAAAUAUCUAGUAAAAUUAAUAAUAGUCAUUUUUUAAUAUUAGAACAAAUCAUGCCUGAUGGUCCAAAUAAUUCAUUUGCUACAAAAAUGUUGUAUCAUUUUAAUCAUCUUCGUAGUCCUAUUCAAUGUGUUGAAAAUUAUUCAACUAAAGAAUUACAAUUAUCUAGAUUUAAACAAUAUUAUAAAUAUGCAGAGAUUAAGAACUUGUUUGAAAAUUGGAAAUAUUUAAUUGAUUAUGAAAUGAAAGAAAAGAUAUCAAAAAUUGAAGAGUUUGAUGAAUGGGAAGAAUUUAUUAUUUUCUGUCAACAUUAUAUAAUUGUUCAUGCUAGUAAUAUUGAUCAAAUGAUUUAUGAAGUUGAAAAUGAAGAACCAAAAGAGGAAGUAAUAUACAAAAUUGAUGAAUCAUAUAAGAUGGUUCAUGAUGAUAGAUUUCCUGAUGAACAAUUUGAAUUGAAAUUUCCUGCUACCAGUUCAAUUAAUAACAAGAUAUAUGUUCAUGGUGGGUUGAAACAAACAAGAAAUGAUGAUACUUUAGAAAUUGAUAUUCAAAAAGGAACCGUGACACAAUUAGAGAAAGCUAGUGACACACCUUCACCUAGAAUGUGUCAUACUUUAACCAAAAUCAACAACAAUGAACUUGUUUUAAUUGGUGGUCGUUCUAGACCUGGACAAUAUAUGAAAGAUACAUACAAACUUAAAGAAAAUCAAUGGAUUAAAUUGGCAGAUUUGCCAUGUGGAAGAUCAAGACAUUCGACUGUGGCUAUUAACAAACAUCAGAUUUUGAUAUUUGGUGGGUUAGCAGAGGAUAACAAUGAGGAUUUAUUUAUUCUAUAUGACAGCAAUGAUAACUCGUAUAAAUCAUUGAAAAUAAUUGGGGAUAAUCCCGGUAACUUAAAGAGUUCAUGUAUGAAUUUCGAGAAUAACCAUACGUUUGGUUUGAUAAUUGGGGGUGUAAGUGAUGAUAAUGUGCCACAAGUUAACGAUAAGUUGUAUAAAUUUACCAUUGACAGAGACGGUGGCACGAUUUGUAUUGAAGAGAUUUUUCAACAUAAGUUACUAGCAAGAAUUGGUAGUAGAUUUGAAUUUGUUGGGCAGGAUAAGAUAAUUAUUGUUGGAGGUGUAUCUCCGAUACAAUUAUUUACACAAUUAACCAAUAUUAUGAGUUUAAAUUUACAAACACUUGAAUUUGAAAGUAUUAAAAUUCCUGAAUAUAUUUAUGAAACAGUUCCCCCAAUAUUUGUUGGUUUUGAAUUGGUUGAAAGUGGGGAAAAGGACGAAGAAGAUGAAGAAAAGGGUUUAUAUAUAGUUGGAGGAGGUGCAGUUUGCUAUUCAUUUGGUAGUUGCUACAAUAGUGUUUAUAAACUUGUAAAGAACUAG
Candida tropicalis MYA-3404 is the source of this 2043-nucleotide messenger RNA. Its product is annotated as tRNA methyltransferase. Gene Ontology annotation, biological process: wybutosine biosynthetic process; tRNA methylation. The coding region runs from base 1 to 2043 and encodes 680 amino acids. The transcript has a single exon. NCBI's taxonomy places the organism in Eukaryota, Fungi, Ascomycota, Pichiomycetes, Serinales, Debaryomycetaceae. Gene Ontology annotation, molecular function: protein binding; tRNA methyltransferase activity. The record is from RefSeq and is a predicted model, not a curated record.